This is a messenger RNA of Acipenser ruthenus (sterlet), 657 nucleotides long. RefSeq names its product fucose mutarotase (gene fuom). NCBI's taxonomy places the organism in Eukaryota, Metazoa, Chordata, Actinopteri, Acipenseriformes, Acipenseridae. Gene Ontology annotation, biological process: fucose metabolic process. The record is from RefSeq and is a predicted model, not a curated record. The transcript has 6 exons. Gene Ontology annotation, molecular function: fucose binding; racemase and epimerase activity, acting on carbohydrates and derivatives. The coding region runs from base 53 to 535 and encodes 160 amino acids.
CAGCGCCAUGAUUGUUAGAUUAACUUGUAUACGUCAGAGUUAGACAGUAAAGAUGGUUGUCUUAAAAGGAAUUCCUUCCAUACUGUCUCCUGAACUGUUGUAUGCAUUGGCUAAAAUGGGCCACGGGGACGAGCUUGUUCUUGCUGAUGCAAACUUUCCUGCUUCUUCAAUUUGUCGCUGUGGACCAACUGAAAUAAGAGCGGAUGGACUUGGCAUUCCUCAACUGUUGGAAGCCAUAUUAAAACUGUUUCCACUGGAUACUUAUGUCUGUUGCCCGGCUGCUGUUAUGGAUGUAGUAGAAUAUGACAAGCAGAGAGGACUGAAGAUACCAGUGUGGAGGGAAUACGUGCGACUCCUUGACCAAGCUGGAUCAUCUGUAAGCCAGUUAAUUACUAAACCUUUGGAAAAAGUCGAAAGAUUUGUAUUUUAUGAGCGGGCUAAGAAGGCUGCUGCAGUUGUUGCCACAGGAGAGACUUCUCUAUAUGGAAAUCUUAUCAUCAAGAAAGGUGUAAUUCCAGCAGAAGAUCAGUGCUGAACACGAAGCCAUUUCAUAAAACCUAAUGACUUAAAGCUGUCAAACGGUUUGAUUGUAAAGAAUUUAAAGCAGAAUCGAACGCCCUGUUAACUGCUAAAUAAAUGUGUUUUUACAGGAAAGCA